AUGGGUCUCCAUGCUGAUGGGACCAACGAUCCCGACGAGGUCCGCAACUGGCGGAUUCACCUCAUUGCCACUGUUGCCUCCAUGUCUGCCAUUGCCAUGGGAUACGACACCUCUGUCAUUGGAGGCACAAUGGCCUUGGACUCGUUCAGACGCGACUUUGGCCUUCUCGACAAGACGGGCCAUGACCGAGACACUCUGCAGGGAAACAUCGUGUCCACCUUUCAAGCUGGCUGCUUCUUUGGCUCUUUGCUUACAUUUCCUCUCGCUGAAAAGUAUGGCCGCAAAAGGGCCGUCUUUCUCGCGGCCGCUGUAUUCGUCAUCGGAGGUUCCCUGAUGACCGCUUCUCAUGGUAUGCUCACUGUGUUGAUCACUGGUCGUGCUAUUGCUGGCUUGGGUAUCGGUGCUGCUUCGCUCAUCGUGCCCGUAUAUAUUGCCGAAGUUUCGCCCCCGUCUAUUCGCGGACGGCUUAUUGGUAUAUUCGAGAUUGCCUCCCAGGGCGGUGGUAUGCUGGGCUUCUGGAUCAACUACGCGUCCAACCGGACAAUCUCCCACACAAAUGACGCGCAAUGGAUCCUGCCUCUUGGAUUGCAGCUCGUGCCCGGCGCCUUGCUCUGCAUUGGUAUGCUGUUCUGCCCAGAGUCUCCGCGGUGGCUCGCGCGCAAAGAUCGCUGGGAGCAAGCCGAGAAGGUCCUUGUCCAUAUUCGUGGUCUCGGGGCAGACUCUGGGUAUAUUCGCGACGAGCUGUCUGAAAUCCGCCAGCAGAUUGAGGAGCGCACCGCCAACCGCAUGACCUUUCGAGAAAGUCUCAAGCGCCUGCUGGAGCGUGGAGUACGUAACCGAAUUGGCAUCGGUUUACUCUUGAUGGCCUGCCAGAAUAUGACUGGUGUCAACAUUAUUACAUACUACUCUCCUCGCAUCUUUGAAACUCUUGGUAUUCAGGGCACCGAGACCAAACUGUUUGCCACUGGGUUCUAUGGCAUCGCCAAGACCCUCGGAAUGAUCAUCUUUUCGGUCUGGCUUGUGGAAAAAGUUGGACGUAGGAACGGUCUCAUCUGGGGCGCAUUUAUAGGAUCACUUCCCAUGUGGUAUAUCGGCGGAUAUGUCAUGAAGGCUGAUCCUGCUGGCAAUGCGGCUUCUGGCAACGUUGACCGCAAUGGCUGGGGAUAUUUAGCUAUGGUUUGUGUCUAUCUUUACGGAUUGAUCUAUUGCGCGACCUGGCAAGGCAUCACCUGGGUGUACUGUUCCGAGAUCUUCCCAAUUGAUAUUCGUAUGCUCUGCACAGCCAUCACGACAGCGGAUCAAUGGUUCUGGAGCUUCCUCGUCUCUCGCACAACUCCAUACAUGAUCACUUCGCUGGGAUACGGUACUUACUUGCUAUUCGGAGCUCUCAUGGUCGUUAUGGGCUUCUGGGCUCUAUUCUUCAUCCCGGAGACCAAGGGUCGCACUUUGGAGGACAUGGACAGACUCUUCAGCACUAGUACUGCUUCUACAGUCUGGCAGUCAUUGGUGCAGCGACGUAGUGUGGAAGACGUCUUGGCGGAGAGAACGCAAAGCAGGCCCAUUUAUGUUGACAAAAAGGAAGAUGUUGAGAGACGAAUUGAGGAGUAA
This is a messenger RNA of Cordyceps militaris CM01, 1608 nucleotides long. RefSeq names its product sugar transporter. Lineage: Eukaryota; Fungi; Ascomycota; Sordariomycetes; Hypocreales; Cordycipitaceae. Bases 1 to 1608 code for a protein of 535 amino acids. The transcript has 6 exons. Gene Ontology annotation, biological process: carbohydrate transport; transmembrane transport. Gene Ontology annotation, molecular function: carbohydrate:proton symporter activity. The record is from RefSeq and is a predicted model, not a curated record. Gene Ontology annotation, cellular component: membrane.